GUGUUGGCUGAGGCGGCCAUCCCAAUAGUCCUCCUCAGGCAGAUUUUAGUUCUCUACUCCUACUGGACGUAAAUCAGUUCAUCAUGACGGCUAUCACUCCUCGAAUACUUUCAGCACAAGAUCUGGAAACACCUCCUGAGAACCUCAUCUUCAACAUCACGUCUCCUUUGGGUUACGGAGAAGGCCAUAUCGUGAGUACCGAUGAUCAGAAUGUUCCCAUUACAUCCUUUUACCAGAAAGACCUUGAUGACCUGAAGAUAGCUUACAAGCCUCCUGCAUCUGACUCUAACAUUAAAAGAACUUUCGAAAUUAAGAUGGAAGUGAUAGAUGCUGAGGGUUUGAAUUCUGAACCAUUCAGUUUGAUGAUCGUGGUUCAUCCUAAAAAUACCUUAGCUCCUUUAGCCACACGAAAUUCUGGCCUUAUGUUGUUUGAAGGACAGUCAAGAAAAUUACAGAGUUCCAAGAAUCUGGAAAUAGCUGAUGAAAAUAACAUUGAUGAGGUUAUAGUGUCAGUCUCAGAUGGGCUGAGACAUGGUCAGUUGUUGUUCAUGGGAAGCCCAGUGAAGCAGUUUUCCCCUGCUGACUUAGAUGCCGGUUUGGUGACAUAUCAACAUGAUGGUAGCGAAACUUAUAGUGAUAACAUAAUAUUUAUGCUGAAUGAUAGGACUAAACAGGUCGAGUUUCUCUUUCCUGUAAUUAUUUACCCAGACGAUGAUGAACCACCUGUAUUAGAUGUGAACACUGGAUUAACCAUUGCAGAAGGGGAGAAAAGAAAAAUUACCCCAUUUGUACUUAGUGCUACCGAUGUAGACAGUGAUGAUUUAACAAUAAAAUAUGAACUACAACAACCAUUUUCUUCAGAAGGGGAAAUUUUAAAAAAACAACUUGAGGUACCUAAUGACCUCCAAAACUGGCAGUUUGUGGAUGGCAACUACGAGAGACCCAUUACAACCUGGACACAACACGACCUUCUGGAAGGAAAGAUAUUGUACAGACACAGUGGAGAGCAUAAAACUGAACCUGUCAUAGAGAAGAUAAGAUUUCGUAUUUCAGAUGAUAAUAUUCCUCCAAAUGAAUCUAAUGACAAAGAGUUUGUAAUAAAGAUCAUACCUCUGGAUAAAAUCCCACCCGAGCCCUAUCCAGGAACUCCUCUUGAAAUGGUAGUAGAUGAGUUUGAGAAUGCUGACAUCACAAAAAAACACCUUCAUUUCACAGAUAUUGAUACUAAAGACCGCAAACUUAAGUACAAGAUCACCCGUGAACCAUAUGACACAGACCCAAAUAAUCCAUUGGACCCAGGAAAGGUGGUUUUAUCAGAAAAACCUGACCAAGAAGUUACCGAAUUCACCCAAGCUCAAAUAAAUCACCACAAAAUAGCCUAUAAGCCACCAUCAGUUGAACAAGGCAUUAUUCCAAGGGUUAUUCAGUUUGAGUUUGAAGUAGAAGAUCUGGCUGGGAAUGUUCUUCCAGGACAAAUAUUCACCAUCCGGCUGCUACCAGUGGAUAACAAACCCCCAACUAUCCGUAAUAAAGGACUGGAAGUAUUUGAAAACGGUUUUGUAAAUAUAAGUCCCGAUGUUUUGGACGCUGAUGAUAUCGAUACCGAUCCUAACUUUAUUUUAUUUACUCUUAAACAAGUCCCUAACAAUGGCAACAUAAACCAUGGAGAUGUAAAACUAGAAAAGGAAGAUAACUUCACGAAGAACGACAUUGCUGACGGACUGAUAAACUAUGUCAAUAGUGGUGCUGAGAAAGAGAACGAUAAAUUUGAAGUUGAAGUUUCAGAUGGAACUCACAAGGUUCCUAUAACCGUCAAUGUUAAAAUUCGACCUAUUGAUGAUGAGCCACCUAUUCUCCAGUUAGCUCCAGGUACGAUUGGUCUAUCCAUAGACGUCAGGGAAGGUGGCAGAACACAUAUCACCAAUAAGGUUAUCAAAGCCACUGAUCCAGAUACAGAUGAUUUGAAAAUAACAUUCUUCAUUGAUGAUCCUCCUACACAGGGUAGAAUUGAGCUGAAUGGAAUAAGCACUGACAAGUUUACUCAAGAAGAUGUGGAAAAAAACACAAUAUUUUAUGUGCAUAAUGGAGAUGAGAUUGGAGAAAAUAGCACCGUGGAUACUUUUAAGCUGUCUGUUUCUGAUCUGUCUAACGAUUUAUUGUUCGGAGGUAAUAAGAUAAACUAUAUUCAGGUGGAUGUCAAUAUUGAACCAGUUGACAAUGUGGCACCUGAAGUAACUGUGGGUCCAGAAUUAGUUGUUCCUGAAGCAAACAAAUCUAUUAUCUCAACGUUCCAUCUGAAUGCUGUGGAUAUUGAUACUAAUGAUGAUGAUAUAGUGUGUACCAUCCAAGUCCAACCACUUCAUGGUUAUGUGGAAAACAUAUCUCCUGCUCCAGGAUCAGAAAAAUCAAGAAUUGGAAUUCCCGUGACUGCUUUCAAAAUAUCUGACAUAAAAAAGUACCAUAUAAACUAUGUUCAGAGUGUCCACAAGAGGGUGGAACCCAUUAAUGAUAGUUUGACUUUUAGCUGUUCAGAUGGAAUAAACUUUUCUCCACACUCACUCAUUCCAAUAAAAAUUGAACCAACCAAUGACGAAAUUCCGGAAAUAUUUAUGAGAGAAUUUAUUGUUCAAGAAGGUAUGAAACUAAGUAUUGAUCUACCCAUACUAAAUGCAGAUGAUUUGGAUAUUCCGGAGGAUACAUUAACAUUUAGAGUGAAAACCAAACCCGAACAUGGUAAAAUUGUUAUCCAGCUGGCCACUGGAGAUGAAGAGAUAGACAGUUUCACCUUAGAUCAAAUUUCUUUAGGAUCAAGCAUUUUGUAUGAGCAUGAUGAUUCUGAAACAACAGAAGAUGUGUUGGAGUUGGAGUUAACUGAUGGUCUGCACAAUAUCAGCAAGAAGGUGCUAGUAAUAGUGUUACCUGUUGAUGACGAAACUCCUCGUUUGGCAAUCAAUGAUGGAUUAGAGGUUGGUAAGGGAGAAAGUAAAAUAAUUACAAACACAGUAUUGAAGGCAGAAGAUCUGGAUACCGAAGACAGUGACAUAAUAUUCGUAGUUAGACAACCACCUAAACAUGGAGAAUUCAUAAUUUUGGAUCCCAUUUCUCGUUUGCCUUUAUUCAACCUGACGAAAGGUUCUAAUUUUACCCAAGGUGAUAUUGAUGAAGAAGUGAUCAUGUAUACUCACACAGGAAGGGAGGGUGUGAGAGAUCUAAUCAAGUUUGACAUUACUGACGGCUACAACACAUAUGUUGACAGAUAUUUCUGGAUUUCGGUAGAAGGGGCUGAUCAAAUCUUUCCUGACGUCAUCAAUAAAGGCGUAGAGCUUCCAGAAGGGGGAAAAGUCACGUUAACAACAGAUGUUAUUAGUACCAGUGACCUCAACAGUGAUGAUGAACAUCUAAGAUUCAUCAUAACCAGACCUCCCAUCAGAGGGUAUCUGGAGUCUACGGACAAUCCAGGUGUUCCAGUAACAUCAUUCACUCAAUUGGACCUCGCUGGCAGCAAGAUCUAUUACGUACACACUGAUGAUGAAGAGAUCAAAAUGGACAGGUUUGAGUUUGAAGCAACUGAUGGAUAUAAUUCUGUUUACCGGACAUUUAGGAUCUCCAUCAGCGACAUUGACAACAAGAAACCACUUUUAUUCUUAAAUAAACUUCGUGUCCUGGAGGAUGGGGAAAAACUAAUUACUCCAUUUGAGGUAAAAGUGGAAGAUAAAGACACAGAUGAUAAAAAGGUAAAAUUCACUAUCACUCAGGGCCCAGUACAUGGUAAAAUCUUAUAUAACAAAUUACAACCCAUCAAGGUUUUCACAUUAGAGGAUCUUCGACAGAACAAGAUUAGUUACCAUCACGACGGAAGCGAGAGUACACAGGAUGGUUUUUCUUUCACCAUAACAGAUGGAACCCAUAUGGAUUUUUACGUUUAUCCAGAUACUGCAAAGGAAACUCGCAAACCUCAGACAUUAGAAAUAGAAAUUGUUCCUUUCGAUAACAGUAUACCCCAAAUUGUGAUUAAUAAAGGUGCCUCAUCCAUAGAUCUACUGGACAAUGGUCAGCUUGGAUACCGCUUUACCAACAAAAUUCUUCGAGCAGAAGAUUCGGACAGUCAGAAUAUUAUUCUAGAGUACACCAUCACCAUUCCACCAAAACAUGGGUCCAUCAUCAACAAGGCUGUAGGAAACGAAAGCAUUUCUAACUUCACUCAAGGUAGGCCCAUAUUUAAAAACAUUUCUAACUUCACUCAAGGUAGGCCCAUAUUUAAAAACAUUUCCAACUUCACUCAAG
This is a messenger RNA of Limulus polyphemus (Atlantic horseshoe crab), 4284 nucleotides long. RefSeq names its product FRAS1-related extracellular matrix protein 2-like. Gene Ontology annotation, molecular function: calcium ion binding. Gene Ontology annotation, biological process: homophilic cell-cell adhesion. The annotation marks the transcript as partial. The transcript has 2 exons. NCBI's taxonomy places the organism in Eukaryota, Metazoa, Arthropoda, Merostomata, Xiphosura, Limulidae. Gene Ontology annotation, cellular component: membrane. The record is from RefSeq and is a predicted model, not a curated record.